GAAACACGUAAGGCGGGAGAUGUAAAAAUAUUGUCAGAAAUCAGAGGUAAACAACCAGUAAACAACAACAUAGAGCUCAGUUGUAAACAAACAAACAACGGAGAGGUAAACAAUAAACAAUUGCUAUGCGCCUGCGCGGUCAAAUUCAAAAUGGCGGAUCAGAGUACUAAUCUGGAAAUCCAGGGUUUAGUUGCCAGUUGUCAUGGUGGAAAUAUUUCUACGUUUUCAUCGCUUUCAAACGUUCAGUUAGCCUGCAACAAGGAAUGGUUUGCUGCUCCAUAUAAAGACAAUUCUUUUGCAAUAUGGAAACACAGAAAUACAAGCAUAAGUCCUGUCGUUUUGUCUGGUCACAGGAAGUGUGUUACAGCAUUGUGUUUCGGAAAUAAGACUGAACCAAUCUCACUUGCAACUGCUUCUGAGGACUGUGUUCUCGUCUGGUUCAUAGAGAACAAAUAUGAUUUGGAUGAAGACUUUUGCACAGAGCUCCAAACUAUAACUGUUGCAAAAGACUUGGGUUAUGUACAGCACCUCAGUUUUAGUAAUUGUGAUGAGAUGAUCAGCAUUUGUGUUGGCAAUGAAGUUUGGGUUAUAGAAAUUGAGACAUGUGAGUUGAGGACAGUGAUUGGUGGUCACCAUGGCAAUGUUAAUGCUUCAAAAUUUUGUCCUGUCUAUGAUGCAUUGCUUGUAACAAUUGGGGAGGAUCGCACUUUUAAGGUUUGUGAUGUUGAACAGAAAUCCAUUUUGUAUCAUUCUCCAAUUAUUUCUGCGUAUCCGUUUCUCUCUCUGGCAUUUCAUUCAACUAAAAAAGAAGUCUGUCUUGGAUCUUCUGAUGGCAAGGUUUGGAUUUUUUCAUUGGACAACCAAUAUAAGUGUCUUCGUUCAAUGGAUUUGAAUAAAUUUCUUGCCCAGCACUUGGAAAGCAAAGAAAGCAUAGAGAGUCCAGAGGAGCCAGGACUUGCUGUUAUUGGUCUGUGUUACAACUGCAUUAGUAAAAAUGAAAUAUUGUCAGCAGGUCACGUAGAUUACCAUGCUACAAGUGAGUUGCUUGAGGUUGCUGAUAGUCUGCUCAUUUCAACAACAGGCAUGCUGUUUCUGGUGAAUCUAAAUACUUGUCAACCAUUAAAGAUCAUAGAUUUAAGAGAGCCUAUUUUUGUUGGUAAUGAAUGUCAGCCGAAGGAAUCUGUAAUAGUUUCUCUCUGUGGUUCAUGUUCAUUUUACCAACAAGAAGAGAAGAUCACUUGCAUUUUGGGAAAUCUUUUUGAAUCUUCCCUUCACAUCCUGCACAUAUUCCUGUCUUCAAAUAAAGAUCACAAUUCAAAAAAUACUGCUACAGAAGAUUGUUUCCAAGAUGCUGAAGGUGGUUUGACAGCAAGCAACCAGUUGGAUAGUCCUGAAUUAUCUGUUUUGUCCAAAGCUCCACUGUGUCAAAAUUCUCCAUUGAAGGCUGCGCUUGUUCCAAAAGUCGAUCCAGAUAUUCCAACAAAGAGAACAGUAAAGAAAGAUAAGGUGACUACAAAGAAGACCAAACAAGGUGGUCCACAAGAUCAGCCAGUCACCUUUAAGACAAAAAUCAAAUCUUCAGGUUAUACAGCAACACCCAGAACUAAAAUGUUUUCCCCCAAAGUGACUAGCAGUACUGUAAAACAAUCAAAGACUGCUUUUAUUCCACCAAAGCCACUUCCAGCAAAGAAGCCUUCAUCCAGUCAGAAAGAAAUCCAGUCAGAGUAUAAUAUACCAACAACACUGAAAGAAAGAAUAUCUUUGUGUUCCACCCCGGUUGCUGUUAAUCAAAUAACAUAUUCAGGUAAUGGCAAUAAAUUGGCAUGUGCCUUGUCAAACCACACUGCGCAUGUUUUGGACACACCCCAAACCAGUAAACAACGAGUAUAUUCAGGUCAUAACGGCGCUGUACAGUCAGUGGAUUUCAGUCAUGAUUGUCAGUAUUUGCUGACUAGUUCUAAAGACAAUACCGCUUGUUUGUGGACGAGUGGCAAUUCUGAACCCGUACUUUCUUUUCAAUACCAAAAUCAAGCAGCAAAUAAGCCGUCCAAGGAUAAUCCAAGUUUCUCAAAGGGAAUCAGCCAAGCAUUGUUUUACUAUGUGGAUAAAUUCAUUCUCAUCAGUUCAGGAAAUUCUCUCUUUAUGUACAAAUAUUAUUUGGAUUUUACAAAAGAUGAUCUUAAAAGAUAUCAAAGUAAAAGUCACUACAAGCUCGUUACGUCGUUACCUCUUGGAAAAGCACAAACUAUAACGAAUUUUUCGUGUAUUAACGGAUUUUUCUCUUAUAUUGUAAUAUGUGCAGGAUCAGAUAGAUCUUUGGAGAUUUUUGAUGUGAAUGUUAAUCGUAGUUUGAAAACAUUGGAAGAUGUUCAUGCGAGGAAUGUUCACUGUAUUAAAAUGAAUCAGGGUUCAAAGACGUUCUCCCUCCCUUCCCAAAGUUACGAUCUGUUCCUAACUGCGGCAAUUGGAGAUGGUGUCAAAAUCUGGGAUUUACGGAGCACAAGGUGCGUGAGGAAAUAUGAAGGUCACGUGAAUCGUUCUCAUCCAAUCGGCGUAGCUUGGAGUCCCUGUGCGAAAUAUUUUGCUGUCGGCGCUGAGGACAAAUCGACGUACAUUUAUGAUGUUCGACACAGUAAUCCUUGUGAACGAAUCUCAAGACACAGUGAUGUUGUAUUUGAUGUCGCUUUUCAUCCCAACACUUCACAGUUGGUGACAUCGACACUGGAUGGAAAUGUGUUUGUCUACUCAAGCAAAAGCUAGUUUUCACCGAGAGAGAGAGAGGGAGAGACAAACAUGAAGCUAAAAAUGUCGAACCACGACAGACCGAAUAGUUUAUGAUGGACGGGGGAGGGUUUAUGUAACCAAAAUCUUCCUCUCCCCCUCCGGUUUCCUAGCAUGUGUAACCGGGUUUUCAGUUCUCACGUGUAUUUUCCGCCCUCGUUUGAAAAGCCAGGAACUAGGUAUCAACGUUUAUCCCCUAAAUUCAUCCGGUUUUGACAGCGCUGCAAAUUGUAGGAUAGAACAGACGAGCCGGGGGAAACAUGGCUUGCAGCGCCAGUAGAGAAAACGUCAUUCACGACGUGGCGAGGUUCACAUCGUAGCGAGGUUAGAGGGCCUCCCCUUCCUUCAAGAGAUUUAGAAAGGCGUGCUAGUUGCGAGAGACACUACCGUGUUUGUUUAUGUAAUAGCAUAAAUAAUUAUGAUGACGUAAAUGAUCUUAAAAAGCGUUAUUGUGGUUACAUGAUCGCGUAACACUUAGGUAAAUCAAGUUCACUUAAUUGGCCAUGAACGAAAUAUUAAUUGUCGUUUAACUUUUGAAAAUCUAACCUAAAGUAAGGUCGGAAAACGAACACGACAAAUGCUGCUUCGCAUUCUUCGAAAUGUCGUCAUUUUGUUGUGAAAUGUUACGAAUUCUUGGCCUUGGCCUGACUUGGCUACGCUCCCUAAUCCCCUCGGCCCUUCCGUCUUUUCAAAUGACGUCACAGUGCGGGCGGAUAUUCGUCAAACCACACGGAUGAACAAAAUGCCCGAUUUUAGACAGAAAACAUGACC
Molecule: messenger RNA, 3552 nt
Organism: Dendronephthya gigantea
Lineage: Eukaryota; Metazoa; Cnidaria; Anthozoa; Malacalcyonacea; Nephtheidae
Product: WD repeat-containing protein 27-like
Exons: 23
Coding region: 151-2760 (869 amino acids)
Molecular function (GO): protein binding
Source: RefSeq, a predicted model, not a curated record